GGGGAGGCAUAUCGUUUGAUCGGACGGACAAAGCGGCUAUCUAUGUUCGGAUGCUCGGGGAUGUCCGUGUUAAAUCCAAGCAGCUGGUGUCGCGUGCUGAUGGCAGGAGAAGUUCCCUUCCCGACAAUGAAUACAAAAUAAUUGAAGCAAUUGACAACAAUAUAAGACGGACCAGUUUGCAGCAUUCCAGAGGAUUGAGCUUGCCAAGGGUAUCGUACCUUCAACCAACCAACACCAGGUCACGUCGAUCGAUCGUACCAGAAUCCUCGUCACAUCUGGAUACCUGGUACUGCGGACAGGCAAACCAACUUCUGAACAGACUAUCUAGUUGGGAUUUCAACAUUUUCCACUUAGAGCAAGUCACAGGAGGUCAUUCUUUGAGGUUUUUGGGCAUGCAGCUCUUUCAGAAGUACGAUUUGAUCAACACGUUCCAGUUAGACCCUACAAAUUUGUACAAAUGUUUAGUUGCAAUUGAAACUGGUUACCACAAUGGGAAUCCCUACCAUAAUGCAUUACAUGCUGCAGACGUCACACAAGCUAUGUUUUGUUAUCUUCAAGAAAAGAAGCUUCGUGAGGCUCUGACACCUAUUGAGGUCAUGUCGGCCAUCUUGGCCUCUGCGACCCAUGACCUCGAUCACCCAGGAGUCAACCAGGUGUUUCUAAUAGCAACCAGUAAUCAUUUAGCAGGGUUGUAUGGGAAUUCCUCGGUGCUUGAGAACCACCAUUGGCGUGCGGCGAUAUCAGUGCUCAGGGAGUCCAAGCUGAUGGAUCAUCUGGACAAGAAAUUAUGGGACUUCAUCGUUGGACAGAUCAGUUCACUCAUUCUAGCUACAGACAUUGCCAGACAACAGGAAUUCUUGCAGAAUUUCAAGAAUCACCUGAGUGCCAGUGACUUUGAUAUGAACGACGCAUCACACAAGAACUUCAUCCUACAGAUCGCGUUAAAGUGUGCCGACAUCUGCAAUCCGUGUAGACCAUGGAAUAUCAGUAGAAGGUGGAGCGAAAUGGUGACCGAGGAAUUUUACAAUCAGGGUGAUCGCGAACGGGGACUGAAACUACCUCUGACAAUGAACUGUGAUCGUUACAAGAACACCAUUCAACAAAUACAAGCAGGCUUCAUGCAGUUUGUAGUGGAACCACUCUUCACGGAGUGGCAACGUUUCAUGCCCACCCAACUCUCGGAAGGCAUGCUCCGCAACGUCGUCAAGAACAAGGCGUCGUGGAAAGCCUUCGGGGAGCAGGAGAAGGCGGCCGCCGAGAACGACCGCAAACUGACCAAUCAGAAAGUGGGGAACAAGCUGCGGAAAGUGGAGGGCCAAACAGGAGUGGUGGUCGCGAAAGAGACCGCGCCGGCCAAAUCGGACGCGGCCGCGAAAGACGCGCAGUUGAACAACAAUAACAAUGCCACUACGGCUGGGUUAACCACGGCCACCAAUGUGCUCAGCUCAACUGGCGCCGUGGUCAGAGACUUACAGUUAUCAAGUGCAAUGGAUGUGGACACCAGACAUAAAACGUCGUCGUGUGCCACUAGUAGUAUUGCAGAGGAGCCGACUUUGGCAAGCCUAACUCAGGGAAAUAGGGACAGUCAAGCUAUCGGCGGGGCGCAGAAUAGAUCAAGUAGGGGGGUCGUAUCAAGAGUGAAUCCCCCAGAAUCCGAGACGCCCUCAAGGAGUGUGAUAUCAUCAGAUUACCGGAGGCAGAGACCGCUGUCGGUUGGAAACCUAGAAGAAGUUUCACUUUCGCGAGAUGUUAAACACGGACUCGGUGCCUCCUCCAGAAUGCAUAGUAACCCCGCCUCUCCAAUGGUUCCCAGAACGCAAACUGUCAGACAGUUUAGUUUACGUUUAUACCGGUCGCCCCAGCAGACCGUUAAGAAACCCACUAACUACGAAGAUCCAUGGUUGUUGAGGAGUAUCGACACCAAUAGAACUAGUCCCUCUUCAUCAAUGAACAGUCGCCCCCGCCAGGAAAUAGAAGCAUCCGAGUCGAGUGCAAUGCCUAUGGAGUUGGGUAGUCCCAGGACUCAACCAUUUAGCUCCGAUAGGGGAAGGACGUUGAAGGACAGAUCAAACCCAAAGGGAUACGAGCUCACCACAGGUAUUAAUAACAAUCUGAGUGUACAUAUCCCUGGUUCCCCGCGGUUGGAAACCACCACCCUGCGAGGGCAUAGUCUUUAUUCGGUUCCGUCACCGACACCGUCGCCAUCGCCAAGUAAUCGUUUGGGCGCUCACAGCCGACUAGCGACAUCCUCCACAAGUUCCAAGUUCAGUCAUUCCACGCAUCAGUUACAAGUCACCCAUGACUACGGCUCUGCCACGGAUCGUGGGCACGGAGUGAGCCCUCGUGUGUCGCGACGAGAGGAGGUGCCCCAUCGCGAACCGGGAAGGGGUCCGUUGGCGGGCAGGAGUUUAGCCGAGAUGGGGUCGCCAUGGAUACGAAAAAGAAUGGAAGAGAGAGAUCAACGUCGACAGAUUAGCAAGAGUUCGAGUGUACCCCCGAGUCUAUCGCCACGGCCCCCGCCCCGUAUGACAGGCCAUGCCACCAGUAGCUGGUACUCGGUACCACCGGCGCUGGGCCCAGUCAUACAGGAUUUCACGUCCUCGCAGCUAGCCUCCAUAGCACAGCACAAGAAGCAAUCGAAGGAGAUACAGUCCAAAACUGUGGUGAAGCCGACGACGAAAGGAGACACAUUUUUAGGAUGAUGCCAUCUUGCUGUUGGUAUUCUCGCUAGGAGGAGUUUUGCUUCAUGCACGAGGGCGCUGUUCAGUAUUUGCGCAGAAGUCCUAGAACACUGCCCUGUGGUGCAAAUGACUUAAAAGUCACUGAAUCUCGAAGAUUUGACUUCAAAGUUAGUCAUUGGGGACCAGACUUCACUGGUUAUCAGUAGCCACUUGUAAUGCCAAACUGUGUCCAAAAAGCAGGGUACCGUUGAACAGGAGGCAUUCCUUGACAAAUAGUCGUCAAGGUGGCGACUUAUUCUGUAAUUGCCGCGGAAACCUUCAAUCAACGAAGAAAAGAAAAAUAGGAGACAAAAAA
Molecule: messenger RNA, 3036 nt
Organism: Patiria miniata (bat star)
Lineage: Eukaryota; Metazoa; Echinodermata; Asteroidea; Valvatida; Asterinidae
Product: calcium/calmodulin-dependent 3',5'-cyclic nucleotide phosphodiesterase 1C-like
Exons: 14
Coding region: 51-2702 (883 amino acids)
Molecular function (GO): 3',5'-cyclic-AMP phosphodiesterase activity
Source: RefSeq, a predicted model, not a curated record